Messenger RNA from Cavia porcellus (domestic guinea pig), 877 nucleotides. It is a transcript of the gene Tmem88, whose product is annotated as transmembrane protein 88. Gene Ontology annotation, biological process: negative regulation of canonical Wnt signaling pathway. Gene Ontology annotation, molecular function: PDZ domain binding. The record is from RefSeq and is a predicted model, not a curated record. The transcript has 2 exons. Lineage: Eukaryota; Metazoa; Chordata; Mammalia; Rodentia; Caviidae. Gene Ontology annotation, cellular component: plasma membrane. Bases 56 to 538 code for a protein of 160 amino acids.
GAGGGCUAAAAGGGCCGAGGCCCGGGCCGGCGGGCGGGCGGGAGCCAGCCGGGCCAUGGCGGAUAUCCCUGGUGCGCAGCGACCGGCUCUCGGCGGCGGCCCAGAGCCCCGGGAUCCCCUGGACUGCUGGGCCUGCGCCGUGCUGGUAACGGCUCAGAAUCUGCUGGUGGCUGCCUUCAAUCUUCUCCUGCUGGCGCUGGUACUGGGCACCAUCUUGCUACCCGCUGUCACCAUGCUGGGCUUUGGCUUUCUCUGCCACUCCCAGUUCCUGCGCUCCCAGGCACCCCCUUGCACGGCACACCUGCGGGACCCGGGCUUCACAGCCCUGCUGGUCACCGGAUUCCUGCUCCUCCUGCCGCUGCUUGUGCUUGCCCUGGCCAGCUACCGCCGCCUCUGCCUCCGCCUCCGCCUGGCCGAUUGCCUCGUGCCCUACAGCCGAGCCCUCUACCGGAGGCGCCAGGGUACCCUGCAGCCCAAGCAAACCCGGCCUUCACCAGGGGCUCAGCCUCUUCCCACACCAGGAAAGGUCUGGGUCUGAGGAGCCGCAACAAAAGAACCAGCUAUGUCUGCCCUCCUUCCCUGUCUGCCCAUGGAUUGGAAAUGAGACCCGGGAUCUUCUGCCUUGCUCAGUCCUUCUCUUAGUUGGGUCCUAGCAUCCCUUUGGGGAACAGCAACCUCUGGGGACCCAUGGUAGUCCCAUGCCCCCGGAAAACCCACUUUCUUCUUCCUACUCACAUCUCUAUGUAGGGUGGACCUUGCAUGCAAGCGUCCCCUCCCAUUCCUUAACGUGAGUAGGACACCUUGUAUUUACAGCCCUGAAGGACAGAGGUGGAGGGGAAGAAGGGAUGGCACAUCAAUAAAGAAUUUUUGAACUGAA